This is a messenger RNA of Spodoptera frugiperda (fall armyworm), 1517 nucleotides long. RefSeq lists its product as uncharacterized. Bases 165 to 1235 code for a protein of 356 amino acids. The transcript is spliced from 7 exons. Gene Ontology annotation, biological process: mitochondrial transcription; transcription elongation by mitochondrial RNA polymerase. Lineage: Eukaryota; Metazoa; Arthropoda; Insecta; Lepidoptera; Noctuidae. Gene Ontology annotation, molecular function: DNA polymerase processivity factor activity. The record is from RefSeq and is a predicted model, not a curated record. Gene Ontology annotation, cellular component: mitochondrial nucleoid.
UGAAGUAAUCAAACGAAAUCUCAAAAUUGGAGGUUAUAAAAAUAGUAAACAAGUUGAAUUAUUUUUACUAAGAUUAUUAUAAUAAAGUUUUAAAGCUUUAAUCUGUUAAAUAAAACAAUAACGUUAUAUGAUUCAGUCAGAACACAUAUUUUUAUUGCAAUAAAAUGAUGUUAAACGUCGUAAAUUCGUCGAAAAGAAUAUUGAGUCCACUGUGCUUGGGUUGCCGAGUGUCUCUCGUCUCAAAAUGUUAUUUUAGUGAAGGAUUAGACCAGAAAUACAAUGAUACCGAAAAGGAGAAAAUAUUGCAGGUUAUCAAUAAUUCGGAUGAUAAUAUCCUCUCUAGUUAUGAAGUAAGCAAAGCAAAUGUUAAGAGGUUCUCUCAAUGGAAAAGUAGUAAUGGAGAAAUGAAAUCAUUAUCGGACAUAGAAUAUAUCGAUGGAUUCUCAGAAAAAACGGCUAAUAAAUUAUUUAGAAGCAUACUCAGUGGUCCAAGUAAAGAAAAGAAGACAAAUGGCAAAAUUAAGGGGCAGAUUUUACAUCCAUAUUUAAGUGAUAGUGUUUUGAAGGACUGUAAAUCAGUACUAUCAGUGUACAUAACAGUAAACUCAGUGAGUUGGACGUUAAUAGACAAGAGCAGCUAUGAAGUUUUAGAAUGGAAGUACUAUGGCAUAGACUAUCCGGACGGCAAGAGGUUUCAGAUCACAGACAUAUUGGAUAUCGCAUGGCGAGUAACACAGCAGCUUCCUGAAGCCGACAUAUACGUGAUGAAGGCAGCGCCCACCACCCUCAGGGCGGCGGGCAGUGACCCCAACAACCCCAAGGUGUUAGCCGUCAACCUCCAGAAGGCACAGAUGGUGGCCAUGAUCGUAGCUUUAAUCAAUUCUAGGAAUAUGCCACAGGAAUCAUCGAACGAACAAAAUGAAGAGAAUGUUUUAAAACAGAAAGUUUAUUUUCUAAGGCCUACACUUCCAUACAGAUUAUACGGCACUUUAGUAGGCAACGAAAGAGUAUCAACAGACCAGACAGUGGAGAUCCUACUCCAGGGUUUUAGCGAAAAAUCUUCAAACAACUCACAUGCCUACAUUCCCAAACAUUUGCAGGACAUGUUUAGGUCCCAGAAAGACCUUCAAAAGGACAUGUUAGGACAUUGUCUGUUACUCAGCCUAACUUUCAUGGACCUAUGUAUAUACAACAAUAAAGAAAAAAUCGAAAAAUUAACUCGGCGUGGUGAGUAAUCUUUACCCAACUCGUUCGGCGCUCUGAUUGGUUAGUUUAUUCGAACUGGCCAAUCUGGGGCCUUAGUUCGAGUUUGCUUAACGUUUAAACGAGAUCGAAACGAGAGCGCGUCCGGCGUUGUGAUUGGUUGGUUCAUGGGAACUCCUACUAAGCUCUCAAAGCUUGGAAUGCGCUAUCGUUUCGAUUACUUUAAAGGUUAAACUCAUACUAGGGCUACUGUUGUGUAUGUAUUUGUAUAUGUAUGUUGUUGUUAAGUAGAAAAUAUAUUUUUUGAAUUUGAA